Molecule: messenger RNA, 1970 nt
Organism: Lactuca virosa
Lineage: Eukaryota; Viridiplantae; Streptophyta; Magnoliopsida; Asterales; Asteraceae
Source: the annotation of a GenBank genome assembly
AUAGUCACGAUACACUACAUUCUCUAGUUGGGCUUUACAGAUUUGCCCUAACUUGCCCCUCACCCGCUCAAUCUAAGCGAUCAGCCCCCUCACGCUCCUACUUGAAGAAUCGAACUCCGGUCACCGGCCACCGGCCACCGGUCCACUACACCUUCGUCGGCUGUUACAGGCUGCGACUUCACUUUCUAAGGCUGCGCGGCCCCAUCUUCUCAAGCUACAACUCCGACACCAUCUCCGGCUUCGGCGCUCACAUCUCCGGCUGUGACUGACUUCGGGGCCAGGCCAGGUGUUUUUUUCUACUUUAGCACCAGGUAACUUCAAAUUCAGUUUUCGUCUAUUCCUAAUAACGCCACCUCAAGCAACCAUGACCACCGCAAGCAACGGAUAUAUGAACGGAUAUAUGAAGAUGGAGGAUGGGUUUCCGGCAACCAGACUCUUCAACCAAGGAUACUCUUACACCUACGACGACGUUAUCUUCCUCCCUCAUUAUAUCGACUUCUCAACCGACUCCGUUCAACUAAACACAAAACUCUCUCGUAACAUAAACCUCUCUAUCCCAUGCGUCGCCUCUCCAAUGGACACAGUCACCGAAGCAUCCAUGGCUGUUUCAAUGGCCGCUGUAGGUGGUAUCGGAAUCAUCCACUCCAACAACACCGCAUCUGAACAGUCAUCCUUAAUCCGGUCAACCAAAUCCCACCGUAUCCCUUUCGCAUCAACCGAUAUCCCGUUUUUGUCACCGGAUGAUUCCAUUUCAUCCGCCUCUGUUUUCAAUAACUCCCCAUGCGUUUUCAUAACCAAUGAUAAGAAUAACAAGAAUCUGUUAGGCGUUGUCGAUAAGUUAACCUGGGAAGGUUUACCCGAUAAGGAGGCUAGGAUUUCAAGCUAUAUGCAGAAGAACGUGGUAACAUUGCCAAAUACGUGUAACCUUAAAGAUGUUGCUGGGUAUUUAACAAAAAAGGAGAUGGAUUUUGUGCCUUUGGUGAGUGGAGAAGGGGAGGUGAUAAAUGUGGUGAGUAAAUGGGAUGUAGAGAGGAUUAAUGGGUUCCCGAAGACCUCCGGUUUGCCUUCUGUUGGAGAAAACGGGGAGUUUUUGGUGGGAGCUUCCAUUGGGACUAGGGAGAAUGAUAAGGAAAGGUUAGAACAUAUUGUUAAAGCUGGUGCUAAUGUGAUUGUGAUCGAUAGUUCACAAGGAAACUCGAUUUAUCAGAUAGAGAUGAUCAAAUAUGUUAAAAAAACGUUUCCUGAUUUGGAUGUGAUUGGUGGGAAUGUGGUUACGAUGUAUCAAGCUCAAAACUUAAUACACGCUGGAGUUGAUGGGUUGAGAGUUGGAAUGGGGUCCGGUUCCAUUUGUACUACUCAAGAAGUUUGUGCUGUUGGCCGAGGACAGGCAACCGCAGUGUACAAAGUAUCAUCGGUUGCUGCACAAAGUGGUAUUCCAGUGAUCGCUGAUGGUGGGAUUUCAAAUUCUGGACAUAUAGUCAAAGCUUUGACUUUAGGAGCGUCAACUGUGAUGAUGGGGAGCUUUUUAGCAGGAAGUACCGAAGCUCCUGGAGCUUAUACAAAUCAGGGGGGUGAAAGGGUGAAAAAGUAUCGAGGAAUGGGGUCUCUAGAAGCGAUGAGAAAAGGGAGUGAUGCACGUUACCUGGGUGAUACAGCUAAAAUGAAGAUUGCGCAGGGGGUUGUUGGAGCAGUUGCAGAUAAAGGUUCGGUGUUAAAGUUUAUUCCGUAUACUAUGCAUGCAGUGAAACAGGGUUUCCAAGAUCUUGGUGCUUCUUCCUUACAUUCGGCUCAUGAUUUGUUGAGGUGUGGGGUCUUAAGGCUUGAGGUACGAACAGGAGCAGCACAGGUGGAAGGUGGAGUUCAUGGCCUUGUGUCUUACGAAAAGAAAUCCUUCUAACCACAUUCACAUUCACAUUCAUUGUUAAGUUAUGCAAUGCACAAGCUCUUGUUGCAAUUGACUUAAUUUGGGC